Messenger RNA from Anguilla anguilla (European eel), 1521 nucleotides. RefSeq names its product forkhead box protein D3-like. Lineage: Eukaryota; Metazoa; Chordata; Actinopteri; Anguilliformes; Anguillidae. The coding region runs from base 312 to 1388 and encodes 358 amino acids. The transcript has a single exon. Gene Ontology annotation, biological process: regulation of transcription by RNA polymerase II; anatomical structure morphogenesis; cell differentiation. Gene Ontology annotation, molecular function: RNA polymerase II cis-regulatory region sequence-specific DNA binding; DNA-binding transcription factor activity, RNA polymerase II-specific. The record is from RefSeq and is a predicted model, not a curated record.
CGUUAUCUUGACUAUCCAGCUGUGCUUUGAGGGAACUGUGACGAAUAGACGUGAGGCAUAGCAGACAGGUUAAAAUGUUUACUAACUUAUAAAGAGGCUAAAGUUUAACAGGUUUAUAGACCUAAAUUAAAACUUAUAUAGUCUAAAGUUGAACAAAUAUACUCCCUAAGUUUAACAUACAGAUUUGACCUACCUAAACACUUCCAUAUAGCCUAUAUUAUAGGCAUAUUGUCAUUAUUUGCAGCAAAUCGAGGGUCAACGCAGUGGUCAACGCAACCUACAUUUGGUUUAUUCUAUAGAAUAAAGUGGUGAUGACCCUGUCUGGGGCCAGUAGUGAUAACGACAUGUAUGGGCAGACUGUCCUCGCAGCUGAAGACAUUGACAUCGACGUGGUUGGAGAAAGUGAUGACGAGGAGCUGGAACGGGACAGCGACUGCGAUAGACAGGCACCCCGCCAGGAGACGGGUGCGACCAGGACUAGGGAACAGGCAGGGAUUCCCUUGGAAAAUUCGGCUAUCCAAUGCAGCGGAGUGACCAGGGGGGACGGGGAAGAUAAUUCGUCGAAGAGCAGCCAAAUAAAGCCACCGUACUCAUACAUAGCACUCAUCACGAUGUCUAUUCUCCAGAGUCCACAGAAGAAAUUAACCCUUAGCGGCAUCUGCGAGUUCAUCAGCAGCCGCUUCCCGUACUACAGAGAGAAGUUCCCCGCUUGGCAAAACUCUAUCAGACACAAUCUUUCUCUGAACGACUGCUUCGUCAAAAUCCCACGUGAACCUGGAAAUCCUGGAAAGGGAAACUACUGGACGCUGGACCCGCAAUCGGAGGGCAUGUUUGACAACGGAAGCUUUCUCCGGAGACGGAAAAGAUUCAAGAGGCACCAGCCAGACAUUCUCAGGGACCAGACCGCCCUCAUUAUGCAGACUUUUGGAACAUUUGGCAUUGGGAAUCCUUACAGCCGUCACUUUGGAAUUCACCCCUCAGCGUACCCCCAUCCGGCGGUUUUGCACCCUUACGGCCCUCCACUGGGUCCGGUGCUUCCCGCAGCCGUGCCACUCCUGGCUACGGCUGAACUGAACAGGAAGUCUUUCAAUUCCCAACUUUGCCCUAAUCUUCAAAUGCAGCUCAGCAGUCGAUACCCCGCAUCCGCGGUAAAGUCUGAAGCUGCAAACAAACCUUCUUUUAGUAUAGAAAAUAUUAUUGGGUUAACCAGCACGUCACCCAGCAUACAGACAUUUCGACAGUCACCUGUGACAGUCCGGUCAGCUGUACAGACCGUGCAGCCUCGGGCACAUACCGCAAUGUUGCCUAUCCUCAGCGCGUCAACGCAUGUCAUCUCCGCACAGUUUCUUCCCGCUAUGACUAUGUCAAAAUAUUCUUCUGCUUCUUAAAACCAAUCUUGUACAGCAUGAUAGGCUACCCAGCACUGGACUUUUAAAUCUGUAUGCACUGCCAAUAGCAAUAGGAACCAACUACUGUACAGGUAAAAUAUGUAACCUAAAUAUAUUUGUAUGAUGAAACCGA